Molecule: messenger RNA, 1234 nt
Organism: Fomitopsis serialis
Lineage: Eukaryota; Fungi; Basidiomycota; Agaricomycetes; Polyporales; Fomitopsidaceae
Product: Methylthioadenosine phosphorylase
Exons: 5
Coding region: 146-1081 (311 amino acids)
Biological process (GO): nucleoside metabolic process
Cellular component (GO): cytosol
Molecular function (GO): S-methyl-5-thioadenosine phosphorylase activity
Source: RefSeq, a predicted model, not a curated record
ACCGAGGCUCUCAGGUCCAACACACUCGGUCGUCUUCGCCAGAAGCAGUAGCUGUCGUUCGUUGCCUUCAUACUCCCAUCUCAAGCAGCCCGUUCUGCGUGCCAGGCAACCGACAAAGUAUCGACCCCGAGGGACUUCAGUUGAGAUGAGUUCCGAAAAUGUGCUUGUUGGAGUGAUUGGAGGCAGCGGGCUGUACCAUCUGGACAACCUCACAUUUGUCAAGCACGUCAACCCUGAGACGCCCUGGGGGUUCCCUAGCUCACCCAUAACCAUCUGUACCCUCCCGUCGGGCACCCUUGUCGCGUUCCUCGCUCGUCAUGGCACCGGACAUACCAUCAACCCAUCUGCCGUCCCUUCGCGUGCUAACAUAGCUGCCCUCAAGUCACUGGGUGUGCGCGCCGUACUCGCUUUCUCAGCAGUAGGCUCCCUGCGCGAAGAGAUCGCACCGGGGGACUUCAUCCUACCUACGCAGAUCAUCGACCGCACGAAGGGCAUACGUCCCGCAAGCUUCUUCGAAGGAACCAGCGUCGUAGCACACGCAGCCUUCGGCGACCCGUUCGCCCGGGGCUUGGUUGGCUGGCUAGAGAGCCGCGUGAGGGCCGUGCUAGAAGAGGAUGGGAAGGCCGCAGUUCAGGAGGGCAAGCGCGUGCCGCAGCUGCACACGGAGAAGUGCGUCGUGUGCAUGGAGGGCCCGCAAUUCUCGACGCGGGCGGAGAGCAGGAUGUACCGCGCGUGGGGCGCGGACGUGAUUAACAUGAGCGUGCUUCCCGAGGCGAAGCUUGCGAGAGAGGCCGAGCUGAGCUACGCACUGAUUGCGACCUCUACGGACUACGACUCGUGGCGCGAAGGUGAGGAGUCGGUGACUGCGGCAGAGGUAUUUAUGACCCUGCAGGAGAACGCACGUCUGUCGCGCCAUGUAGCCGCGCGAAUACUCGAGGAACUUCACGGUGCCGCAGUGGAAGGAAGCCUACUUAAGGAGGAGCAAGGGUCGAUGCAAUACUCCAUCAUGCCGCGGUCGCAGCAGCAAAAGGAGGAGGACCGCCAGAAGCUGGCGUACGUCUUGCCUACCUACUUCAGCUAACGCAAACACUGGUAGCGAAGGGCGUGCUCGUUCAUCAGCCAUGCCAUCACGCGAUGGAUGGGAGAUGUCUUCCUGGAACCCGGGUAUGACAGAAGCAUAGACUGUGUCUAUACCGACCAGUUGUUGUAAUACGGUAUACACAAGUUCCCUGGG